AAGUGUUUAGUGAGCAUUACUCGCAAUGUUAAAUCUUUAAAAGUAACUUUACACGUGUAAUGCUUACUUCGUAUGAACAUGCGCACUUGUCAGAAAAGAAGUCUUACGUUUACCGCUAACGUACAUUACAGCGUGAGCACCAUGUAAGAGAAACUUCAGAUGUUUAACGUUACGCGUUACUUUCAACCUGGACGUAAACCUUCUCGGAUUUCUCUGACCUGCUUCAAUACGAAUCAUGCUGGAUCUCCCAAGGAAAGUUUCGUGUCGCUUUGUCAAUGCAAAAACAGAAUUCUAGCAUUGAUUUUAUUACCAAGAUCAAGCAUGGAUCUGCACGCGCGUGUAAACCUAUAUAUUUGCAUUAAUACACUCCUACACAGUGAUCUGCGCCGUAGGUUAACGCUCAACUGGGAGCUAACGUUAUAUAAGUUAGUAAACCCGACCGUAUCACGCGUCUUUAAAUACACGAACAGCGGGUUAAAGUUAUGAGUCCUCAAGUAAGCCUGCUGUCUGGUCUGAUCUGGCUCUGCGUAAACCAGUGGUGUCACUGCAGACUGGUCUGCGACAAUGGGAAGGAAAAUCUCACGACAGACCUACCAGAACCUGAGGAACUCAUUUGUCAAGAGCUUUGGCCGCAGUCACAGAUUGAUAUUCCUGAUAUUGACACAAAAUAUGUUCGCACGGGUGCUGUUUACAUCUGUAUGGACACACCCAUUACAUACCAUGAUGUCAUACCCACCCAUGGUCCUUACCGGCCUGUUGAGGCAGAGAGUGGAGAAUAUCUGUAUUGUCCUCCUCAGCGCUGGCUACACAACCUCAAAAAUGGUGCGCUGGUGCUUCUGUAUCACCCAUGUGUCUCAGCUGAAGCUCGCAGGAAUCUCGCUGUGUUGGCUCGCUCGUGUCUGGCUCAUUAUAUUCUCACACCUCACCCCUGGCUCAGCCGACGCAGACCCUUAGCUGUGGUCUCUUGGGGUCGCUCACUAGAGACGUCUCUCAUCUCAUCUGGGUUUUGUGAUUGGUUGGUAUCCAAUUCCUACAACGUUAGUCAAUUUAGCACGAACCAAAGAACAAAGUACAGUCUGUACUUGACCAAACCAGCACCUCUGGACAGACCAAUGAACAUAAAGCAAGAGAUGUCCAACGGGGAAGAAUUAAAGAAUUGCUGCUUGGAAGCUCUCCAUCUGAACGAUGUACAGAGGACCAGAAGAAGAUCCAGAAAGACCAGGAUGGCCCUCAAACAAACAUCACAAGAAGUGACAGAAAAAGUCAAACCCAACAAACUUAACGCCAUAGAGAGUUCAAAACAGAACGUCACAGACAAACUAUCACAAAAUAACACAAAGGAGAUGACCUCCUUGCUAUUGUUUACCGUUAAUGUAACACAAUCUCCCAAUUCAUCUAAGUACUUUCAAGAACCAGGUGGAGUGUCCAAGGAGCAAACUGAUGCAGAGAAGCAACUUGUCCAGAAUAAUGUUGAAAGAAAUAAACACCAGACAGACCGAAAGCCACAUAUGAAAACUACAAUAGAAAGCAGGAGGCAUCGGAUUAAGACUGAUACAAAGGCACAGAGAACUCAAUCUGAAUGCGCAGAUCUCACAAAGUGUGGAGUCCCAGAGUCUCCACAUAUAGGGGGUCCGUUGAGAGGGGAGAGGAUACCCAUUCAACGCACCGAUGAGGCCGCGUGGGCCGCAGCCGCUCUGGGCUUCCUGUUGGUGCUGCUCAUCCUGUCCGUGCUCCACUCGCGGCUCUAUCGGCACUGCAGGUCCUCAAACAGCCUUUACUGGCCAGAAGGCCAGCAAGACUAUGAGAGCGUGGGUGACAUCAUCCGGCGGAGGCUCAGGAUGGUUGGCCGGAGGAGGAGGAGGUGCAAUUAUAACAGGAGACAGGAAAGUGCAUUGCUGUCUAACUCCAGUGCUGAGGAGAAUUCUGAGUGACUUGGAUUGUUGAACACUCAUGGGAAUUGACAGUAUAUGCACGCUUGGAUUGGAGACUAGUUUGAGUUUCUCAAGUCAUCCGUCACCCACCGAUUCAAUACAGACAUUUUUUAUUGAUAAACCGGUUAUGUAUUCGAAGAACUGAUACUUACUCACAAGAUGACAACUUCAAAAACAAGUUUUCUUUAUUUAUAACACUAACUUAUUUAGCAAUUGUUUACAAGUCAGUAUAAAAUACCAUGUACACAAUGAAUGUCUUUAGAGUUAAAUUGUCUUUUAUUAUAGUCCACAUUUUGCUAAUUUAAAGCAUUACGGAAGGUUUUAGUCACAUGCUGUGCCCUUUGAAUUUUAUUUGAGAGGUUUUAGUAUUAGCAUCAAAACCAAAGCAAUUCAUAAUAUCUAGAGCUAUACAUUAUAGAUUUCCAUUCAUCUCAAUGGCUAAUGUUCGGCUGGCACAUGCCUGCUUGGUGCCAUCUUUCUUCAUGUGCCCGCAGCUCUGCCCCAAAUAUUAUAUCAGAGCUGUAAAUGACAUGAAUAAUUACGUCCCAAAAUCAUCUUCUAUGAUGGCGCAGAUGGUGUUGUUGCUCACUAGUUAAACAUUGACCUCCAGUGGCAAUGUUCGGAUUAAAACAUGCUGCUUUUUUCUAGCUCCAUCACUUAUGAUAAUAACACAGGAGACGGCAGCAGUAAGCUCUGCAAUUCUGAAAUGACAUACUUAAGUUGUUCUAGAUGCUUUUCCAUCCGAAAGUAAAUGUAGAGUUUUAAUUACAGGGACGUUUGGAGUAAAUAAAGACAUGAAUUAAGAUGUCUUAAUCAUAGUUCUGUCUCAUUCAAAUAUAUAACAAGAUCAGUUUUCAACCAUUACAAAUAUGCCACAGGGAUCUCAUUUUUCACAUUCAUGUAUAGUCUCUAACUAACAUUUACCAUGGUACUGCCAACUUAACAUGGCUUUAUUGUUGUUACUUUACUAACAUAACAAAUUAAUAAACAAUAUUGAAAGUAUGCGUGUCACAAUUGUAUUUACAAUAACUUAAAACUAUUAAAACCAAUUGAUUAAAAACCAUUAUUAUCAUCAAUAUCAUGUUAAUUCCACACAUGUUAUUGUAAACUAUUCAGCACCUAUUUAAAAUGGACUAUGUGGUUGCAGACUCUCUCUCUACCUCCCUAUAUUUGUAUUUAGAGUGCGAUUCGUUGACUAAAUAAAAGACAGCAUACAAAAUUA
Messenger RNA from Triplophysa dalaica, 3153 nucleotides. RefSeq names its product tumor protein p53 inducible protein 13 (gene tp53i13). NCBI's taxonomy places the organism in Eukaryota, Metazoa, Chordata, Actinopteri, Cypriniformes, Nemacheilidae. The transcript is spliced from 9 exons. Gene Ontology annotation, cellular component: cytoplasm. Bases 483 to 1931 code for a protein of 482 amino acids. The record is from RefSeq and is a predicted model, not a curated record.